AUGGCUCCUCCUCCUCUGCCUCGCCCACUUCUCCUCUGUUUUCUCAUCCUCCUCUGCCUCACCAUCCCCGCCUUAGCCCACAGUGGCCACCCCGACGAAAACGACAACGAACCCGCCACAGACAACAUCGAACCCGCCACAGACCUUCGUUCAAAGCCUCUGAUACUGGCCAAGAUUUGGUGUCUGAUUAUAAUCUUUGUUGCGACCUUCAUACCUGGAGUUUCGCCUUGCUUUUUCAAGUGGUCUGAAUGGUUCUUGGUUUUGGGUACGCAGUUUGCUGGGGGUGUGUUUCUGGGUACGGCUCUGAUGCACUUUCUGAGUGAUGCCGAUGAGACUUUCAAGGACUUGACUAAAAAAGAGUACCCUUUUGCAUUUAUGUUGGCUUGUGGGGGGUUCUUGCUCACCAUGCUUGCUGAUUGUGUGAUUUCGUAUGUUUUGGAGAAGAACGAAGGUGGUGGGUCUGCUCCCGAUCUUGAGCUGCAAGGGAGUGCUGAGCAGGGAAAGCGUGGUCAAAAUGGCAAUGAGAGCCAAGUGGCUGUUGCAAAUGUUAGCUCACUUGGGGAUAGCAUCUUGUUGAUUGUAGCAUUGUGUUUCCACUCCGUCUUUGAGGGCAUUGCAAUUGGAGUCGCUGACACUAAAGCCGAUGCUUGGAAAGCCUUAUGGACAAUUUCUCUGCACAAGGUAUUUGCAGCCAUUGCCAUGGGCAUUGCUCUCCUUCGAAUGAUGCCUAACCGUCCCUUCUUAUCGUGCGCUGCCUAUGCUUUUGCAUUCGCUAUAUCAAGUCCUAUCGGUGUGGCCAUCGGAAUCCUAAUAGAUGCGACAACCCAAGGAGCUGUGGCAGAUUGGAUAUUUGCGAUUUCAAUGGGUGUAGCAUGUGGAGUGUUCAUCUAUGUAGCAGUAAACCAUCUAUUAGCGAAAGGUUAUAAACCCGACAAAGCAGUUUCCAUCGACAAACCCCAUUACAAGUUUUUGGCAGUUUUGUUGGGUGUCGGGGUAAUAGCUGUCGUGAUGAUUUGGGACACUUGA
This is a messenger RNA of Prunus armeniaca (apricot), 1026 nucleotides long. NCBI's taxonomy places the organism in Eukaryota, Viridiplantae, Streptophyta, Magnoliopsida, Rosales, Rosaceae. The record is from the annotation of a GenBank genome assembly.